GCCGAUAACGUAGCCAUCUUGUAUGUACAUUCGGAUUGUAUAUCAGUUACAAAGCAAUAUUGCUUGAAUUUAAGUAUAGUUUAACAUUGCAAAAACUAUUCAAAUUCAUUAUACAAAUAAUUGAAAUUAAAUACAAUGGGCAUAGCAGACGCAAUGAAUUACAUUCUAUUUACUAACCCAAUUAGUUCUGGAACAUUUUUAUUUCUUAGAGGUACAGCAAGAAUGGCAGGUGAUUACAUGGGCUUAGAACCUAAACAAGAAAUAAAAAUGCCACAGACAGUUCAAUUAUGGAAAUUAUCAUCGGCUUUAGGACCUUACGUCAAACUUGCUGGUCUUAGCGGAGCAAUCGCUGUAUCCUUGGGUGCUUAUGGAGCGCACAACAUUAAUGCAGAAAAAUUUCCAGAACAAGCCAAAAUAUUUGAUACGGCUAAUAGAUAUCACUUUUUUCAUACAUUAGCAUUACUUGGUGCACCUCUUUGCAGAAGGCCAGGAUUGGCCACAAUAUUUUUCCUAAGUGGAAUAAUAAUGUUCAGUGGUAAUUGUUAUUAUAUAGCUUUUACAAAUGAUAAACGUUUUUCAAGAAUGGCUCCAAUUGGUGGUACGUGUCUAAUAUUGGGAUGGUUAUCUUUAAUCUUGUAAAUGUACGAUUAUCUUUUUACUUAUUUAAAUAUCAUAACAUAUAUAUAUAUGUAUAUAUGUUAUGAUAUAUUUUGAGAUGUAAGAACGUAUAUUAAGUUUGUGAUAUUUACUGUUAAAUUAAUUUCUUCUAAUAAACAUAAAAUAAUUGUUUAUAUAAAUAAAAAUGUUUAUAAUAAUA
Polistes dominula (European paper wasp) is the source of this 817-nucleotide messenger RNA. RefSeq names its product transmembrane protein 256. Lineage: Eukaryota; Metazoa; Arthropoda; Insecta; Hymenoptera; Vespidae. The record is from RefSeq and is a predicted model, not a curated record. Gene Ontology annotation, cellular component: membrane.